AUGAGUGUGCGGUAUGCCAAAACGGCUCGAGAAAUUUGGUUGGACCUUGGAGAGAGAUUUGGCAAGGGAAGUGCUCCAAGGGCCUUCGAACUAUGCAGAGCAAUUGUACUGUCACGGCAGGAGAAUAAACAAUCCGUGCCGACUUAUUACACAAAGCUCAAAAGCUUAUGGGAUGAGCUCAUGACAAUCAUGCCAUGGCCAAGGUGCUCGUGUGGUAACUGCAAGUGUGGCAUCGAGAAGCAGAUCAUGGAGAUGAAAGAGCGUGAGCAGUUGUACGAGUUCCUCAUGGGUCUUGAUGAUAGCUUCAAUAUUGUCAAGACCCAGAUACUCAGCAUUAAACCACUACCUCGGCUGGGGCAGGCAUAUCACCUUGUAGUAGAGGAUGAACAGCAGCGUCAGAUCUCUGCAAUAACCAAACCAUCCCCUGAAGCAGUUGCUUUCCUCACUCAAGCAAUGCAAAAUGGGAAGGAUGGCAUGGACCGACGAGAAUCAAAGAAAGAGAGACCCAAGUGUGCCCACUGCCAGAAGCUUGGCCACACGGAAGAUCGAUGCUAUGAUCUUAUGGGAUAUCUACCAGAUUGGUGA
This is a messenger RNA of Prosopis cineraria, 585 nucleotides long. RefSeq lists its product as uncharacterized. The coding region runs from base 1 to 585 and encodes 194 amino acids. Gene Ontology annotation, molecular function: zinc ion binding; nucleic acid binding. The record is from RefSeq and is a predicted model, not a curated record. The transcript has a single exon. NCBI's taxonomy places the organism in Eukaryota, Viridiplantae, Streptophyta, Magnoliopsida, Fabales, Fabaceae.